UUGACAGCGACAUGCCGCCGCAGGAGAAGUUCCCGGCAUCCGCGGGGGUUUCCGGGGACCUGUCCCCGCAAGACGCCAGUCCCGAUGGCGGUCUGUCGACCUCGGCCUCGUCCGAUGGGCUUUCGACUGUCAAGGGUCGCAAAAGUGACGACGACCCGGAUGACCAGGAGCAGCCCAAAGACAUAGACUUCGACGACCUGCUGCCGCACGUAGGUGAAUUCGGCACCUAUCAAAGGAUCCUGUUCGUGCUGAUGAUACCGUUCGCCUUCUUCGUCGCCUGGGUAUACUUCUCGCAAAUAUUCAUCACCCUCGUGCCGGAGGAGCACUGGUGCCGUGUGCCGGAAUUAGACAACCUUACGGUUGAAGACAGAAUCGCCCUGGCGAUACCAGUCGGGGAGGAUGGCUAUUCCAAAUGUAGCAUGUACGACGUGAAUUAUACGGAAGUUCUGUUAAACGGGAUCAGAGAGGCGAAUCCGAGCUGGCCGACGAAGGGUUGCUCGCACGGUUGGGAGUUCAAUUUUACUGACAUCCCCUACGAGACCAUAGCGACUGAGUUAGGAUGGGUAUGCGAGAACAGUGCGCUACCGACGACCGCCCAGAGUGUCUUCUUCAUCGGCGCGAUCUUCGGCGGCUUGAUCUUCGGAUGGAUCGCCGACAGAUACGGCAGAAUACCGGCGUUGGUCGGUGCCAACGUCACAGGUUUUCUGGCGGGCGUCGCGACCGUCCUGGCCGGAAGUUUCUGGGAGUUCGCGCUGUGCCGAUUCUUCGUCGGCUUCGCUUUCGACAAUUGCUUCACCAUGAUGUAUAUAUUGGUAUUGGAAUACGUGGGACCGAAAUGGCGCACUUUCGUAGCGAACAUGUCGAUAGCUCUCUUUUUCACAUUCGCCGCCUGUAUCUUACCUUGGAUCGCGUAUUUCCUGGCCGACUGGAGGAUGACUUGCGUCGCAGUGUCUGUUCCUCUGGCUCUGGCGAUGGCGGCACCCUGGUUGGUACCGGAGAGCGCGAGAUGGCUUGUCAGUCAAAACCAAGUGGAGAAGGCCAUUGGAAUCCUGGGUAAAUUUGAACGCAUCAACGGCACGAAAGUACCCGAGAACGUCUAUCAACAGUUUCGCGAAACUUGUGCCAGGGUGUGCAAAGAGCAAGAAGCGGAUAAGACUUAUUCCGUGGUGGAUUUAUUUAAAAGUCCACGUUUGCGAAAUGUUACGAUUCUCCUCAUCAUUAUCUGGAUGGCGAUAUCGCUGGUAUUCGAUGGUCACGUAAGAAACGUGAAUAAUCUCGGGCUCGACGUCUUUGUAACGUUUACCGUCGCGGCGUUUACCGAACUACCCGCCGACACAUUCCUUACCCUCGUUCUCGAUCGAUGGGGCAGACGAUGGUUGGCUUGUGGUACCAUGGUAAUUUCCGGAAUUUUCAGCAUUUGGGCAAGCAUGGUUUCAAACAAUAUUUAUUCGGCCACUCUGGCGAUCGUUGGAAGAUUCUGGGUCAACAUUUCGUAUAACAUCGGGCUUCAAUAUGCUGCCGAAGUAUUGCCGACUGUUGUGAGAGCUCAAGGAGUUGCCUUGAUUCACAUAAUGGGAUACGUCGCGAGUAUCCUUGCGCCUUUUGUCGUUUACUUGGACAUUGUUUCGUCCAUUUUGCCACUAUUGGUCCUGGGCGUUAUGGGGAUUCUGGGUGGUCUUUUGACGCUCUUGUUACCGGAGACACUCGAUAAAGAUCUGCCCCAAACUUUGCAAGACGGCGAAGAUUUCGGAAAGGAUCAGAAGAUAUGGGAUAUGCCGUGUCUCUCGAAAAAAAAACCUGUAGAUGUGGAAGUGCCGACGGUAGCUGUCUUCCGGACGUUCGAACGCAGCAGCUUCCGAAGUUCUAUGAGAGCAUCCAUUCGCGGAGAGACCUUGAGGAGCAGCAUGAUACAAAGAUCGAGUAUAAGAUCGCGGAAGAGCGUGAAUACGGCCACAGAAGCACAAAGAUCGAGCAUAAGAUCGCGGAAGAUGAAUAAAUACUCCGAGAGACGCAGCCCUGAUUUUCGACAUGCUGACGCAUUUUUUCUCUCUCUCUCUCUGUCUCUCUCUCUCUCUCUCUCUUCCGUUAUUCUUUCCUUCAGAAUUGUGUGAUACUGGAGCUACCAAAAUCAAAUUAUACAUACGUCUGUAUCCAACCGCCAAUGACAGUUUUAGAUUGAGGAAAAGACAAAGUGGAGCAUUACUCUAGCUCGUUCUAUUAAAUUUACUUAAUUAGAGGAGGGGAGGGUUGUUGUAAUUAAUUUUAAGUAUCGACAGUAUAGAGAAGUAGAAACGUCAAUUAGAACACUGUUAGAUCAAAAGAGCA
Molecule: messenger RNA, 2325 nt
Organism: Cyphomyrmex costatus
Lineage: Eukaryota; Metazoa; Arthropoda; Insecta; Hymenoptera; Formicidae
Product: organic cation transporter protein
Exons: 9
Coding region: 12-2111 (699 amino acids)
Biological process (GO): transmembrane transport
Cellular component (GO): membrane
Molecular function (GO): transmembrane transporter activity
Source: RefSeq, a predicted model, not a curated record